AUGGAAAUAUUUGCAUUGGAAGCGCUAGUCAAGGAGAACCAAGACAUGAACGAUGCUCUGGAUACAAAGUUAUAUGAUCAAAGAUAUCAGGCAGAAGAAGCUCACAUGAGCAAGCAAAUGGGCUUGACUGAUGAUGAAGAACGCAAGAAAUUAGCCGAACGAGUGCAGGAGCUUGAAACAAUGCGACAAGUUUUAGACGAAAUAGAAUCGAAGAUCAGUUUACUAGAUGAAGCAGAAGCAGAGCGAGAAACAGAGGAUACUGAAUUUGGUCGUCUGAAAGCACGAUACAACACAUUAGUACGUGAUAACACGACUAGACUGUCAACAGACGCUCUGUCAGAUAAUAGAACUUCCGAACUCUCACUAAAAGUACAUACGUUAAUGACUACAGCAGAAGAUGAAUUAGAGAAAUUAAUGGAAGACCGCCGCAAAUAUGACCUACUCGAUUGUGAUGUUGAUGUACUGGCGGAAAUAAAUAGUACAAUCACAGAUCACGUAGCUGCUGGAUCGUACCCUGACAUUAACCAAGACACCACUACAAACUUGAGCUCGACUUCACAGAUUAUCCUCUGCGCAAUAGUAUUACAAAUUAUACGCGAUGCUAAUGGAAUCAUUCCAUUAGCAAGUCUGAAGGAGAAGAUCGGACAAGCUGCGCGUGAGCAAGGACUACAGGAAAGUCAAGGUGUGUCCGCUGUGUAUAUGCUCGUAGCGAAUAGAUUGAUCAGUAUCGAUCGACUACAAAAAGAUAAUCCUGUUAGAGCUGACAUGUGGAUAACUAACACGCCCUAA
Paraglomus brasilianum is the source of this 789-nucleotide messenger RNA. NCBI's taxonomy places the organism in Eukaryota, Fungi, Glomeromycota, Glomeromycetes, Paraglomerales, Paraglomeraceae. The record is from the annotation of a GenBank genome assembly.